Molecule: messenger RNA, 1173 nt
Organism: Synchiropus splendidus (mandarinfish)
Lineage: Eukaryota; Metazoa; Chordata; Actinopteri; Syngnathiformes; Callionymidae
Exons: 6
Coding region: 267-971 (234 amino acids)
Molecular function (GO): DNA binding
Source: RefSeq, a predicted model, not a curated record
GAGCGAUUAAAGGUCAACAGGUUGCGCCGUGGGCUCCGGUGAUUGGGCGGACUCUCGCGAAUAAUAAUUCGGGCUGAAACGCCAACAGACAGGUGGAACUGAGAUGGCGCUGCUUUGCAUUAAAUAAAGGAAGUGAGAGUCACUUCGCAAAGCUGAAAUGCAACACAGUGAGCGCUGACGGGUUGAACAGGUGACUGAACUGGUUCCAAGUUUCUCCUCUGGAGUUGCUCGGCUCUCAGGCACCUGCGUGGCCUCUGUGCCCGGACAUGCCGGAGCUCUCCCCGGUGGCGGUGCUCCAGCUGCUGCUGCUGCUCUCCGCCGUCCCCGCGCAGUACUUCAUUUCCCGGUGGACCGGCGGCUCCUCAGUGCAGCGCUACCACGCGACCUCACGGUUAUUACGAAUAUGGAGAGAGUGGCGAGCCUCCUAUCUCAGCCUUGACUCAUGGGGUGAGUGGUUGAACCAGCAGAUGUCCAGAUUCAUGUCUUUCAUUGGAUUAGACGACGAGGACGAGCUUGAAUCCUCAUUUUCAAUCGAGAGCAUGAUGUUCAACAAUGACAAAGGAUAUUUUGGAGCAUCAAAGGAAGUGCGCAGCCCCAGGCCUCUGUUUGUUUUCCUGCGUGUGGGUGAGGUGGUGAUGGAGAGGCGAGGUCAGCGGGUCGGCGUGGUGGUGAGCUGGGACCCCGAGAUGCGAGCUCCGGUCACAUGGGUCAAGAGAAUGUACAGCAACAUGGAUGGCCCCGCUGCAGAGAGGACCCCUCAUUACAAAGUGCUGUUCAGCGGCCCCGGGCCCUCGUCUCUUCUCGUAGCAUACUUGCCUCAAACACAACUGGAGCGCAUCACUGGGGCAAAGCCCGACAUCCCCACGUUAGAGCAGUACUUCUCCCACUUUGAUGGGGAGAGAUUCGUCCUGCAGCCGUGGCUCAGAGAGCUCUUUCCUGAGGACGAGGCCGAGGAAAACACCCUUCCCUGAAUGACUUGCCACGACCAUGAAUGCAAAAGGCCAAAGUUAAAGCUGCUACUCAUUCAACACUCUUGUGUUGGAUCGGUACAGAUACACAGUGUUUUGAAGUUGAAACAUAGAAAACCAUUUUAUUUCUUUGCUCCAGCUGUAGCUUAAAAACUGCACUUUGAUUCCGCCAAUAAAUGUUUUAACAGACUUCAGAGUUUCUUCC